Fimicolochytrium jonesii is the source of this 2114-nucleotide messenger RNA. RefSeq lists its product as uncharacterized. The record is from RefSeq and is a predicted model, not a curated record. The transcript is spliced from 7 exons. The coding region runs from base 261 to 1823 and encodes 520 amino acids. Lineage: Eukaryota; Fungi; Chytridiomycota; Chytridiomycetes; Spizellomycetales; Powellomycetaceae.
CCUCCUCGUCCAUCUCCCCCCACGGGCUCGCCCCGGCCCCGAGGACAUUCAACCCAAACGGGGAAAUAAGCACAGGCGCCUCCGCGUCGCGGAACCCGGGGAUCGCGCGCAACACCGGCUGCGAGACGUCCCGUGUCGGUGGGGGGUGUUUGGACGCGGUGGUGGGGCGCGGGUAGCGGGUGGGGAAGAGGAGCGGGGCGAGGGUUGCGGCGAUGUGCGGGAGCGGGGGGGAGGUGAGGGGGAGGGUUGCCAGGCGGUGAAUGUGGCCGAUGACACCUUUUGCGUACAGGUACCGUGGGCGAUCGAGGGUGUCGAGGAGGUGUUUGAAAUCGGUGAUGAGCGUCUCGGUGGGUCGUAACCCAUCCCCAAUCGCGCCAACGAUCCGCCUCCCCACCGCGCCGCCCACAAGCCCACACGCCUCGAGUCCCUCGCUCUGCAAAUACGUCUGCAGCGUGCGACACAUCCGCGCCACCUCGGCGGGUUCGAAUACGAGAUCGGGCGCCCAUUUGCCCGACCACCCUGCCCGCGCGAGCCCGAUGGCGUCGACGGAGCGGAGGUGGUGCUGGGUAAGGAUGUCGGUGUGGGUUGUGUGCGCCGAGGCGAGGGUUGUGAAGUCUUGGAGGAACUCGGUCCGUAGUUUAUGCGCCGGGUUGUGCGUCACUUCCCCCUGCUCCUUCUCCUCCCCUUCAUCCCCAUCAAAAAACGUCAUCUUCCUCGCCCUCGGCGGUCUCGACAGCCUCAGUUCCGGGCGUAGCGGGGGGUUGUACAGCAGUACGGGGGAGAUGGGGUCGUCUUUUGCGGCGGGGGAGGGGGACGGGUGGAUGCUUUGGCGGUGGCGGGAGGGGGGGCGUUGGUCUGUGUCGGGAGCGAACCGGACUUUAUGCUCGCCCUCGGGUUCUGCGGGCGCGUCGGGGGUGGGGUCGGUUCGGCGGUGUGUUUCGUCGUCGUCGUCCCAUUUCGCGGAUUUCUUUUUGAGGAGGGGUGGCGGGGCGACCGCUUUCGCUUUCGCCUUCAUGCGCAGAUACUCCUCCCUAGCAACCGGAUCCAUGCCGCCGGGGUGCCAUAUGGGCUUCUCGCCCUUCUCGCCCUUCUCGUUCUGGAAUUUCACGCUCAUCGCGCGCUGUCGUUUCUUCACCGGCGGUGCCGCGUUGCUCUGUUCCGGCAGUACCGGCGGUGGGAUCUCCGUCGCCGUCUCGGGAUUCUGCUCACUCUUCUUCUUGGGCAUGACGCGGUGGAGGGUUGACGGGCCGGUGAUGACAGGGAGGAGGGUGAAGGAGAAUUGUUGUUGGAAGGUGGCGGUGGCGGGUGUGCGCUGCACGACGCCCGCGCGGCGGCGGUCGGGGUCCAGGCUGGGGGUGGUAGCGUCUUUAGGGCCGGGGGGGAGGCGGAUUUUGAGGAUCUUCGGUGUCGCUGUGGGUGGUGCUGUUGGGUCGUCGGUUGGCGUGUCGGCCGUGAUGGACUGGGAUCCGUCGGUGGAGGAGGGCGAGGUUGAUUUGGUAUCCGUGGUAUCGAGCUCCCGGUCGAUGCUUCUCCCUCGUGCCCCGCGAUCGAUAUUCCCCGGCUUGGAAGCCGCCGGAUUCGUAAAGUUGCUCGUACUCCUCGAUCGACGAAACCCGCCCGUCGGCCGUUUCCCGCCCGGCUCACUAGCGCUAUUCGGAGAGACAGUCGGACCCUCCCACGGCACCAUCGUCGCGGCGCCAAACGUCACCGCUGGCAUAUUCAGAUUCGCCGAGCUCCGUGACCGUGACCUUUGCGUGGAGGUUGCGCGGGGUGGCGGGGCGGUGACUUUGUCGGCUGAGCGAUGGGUGUGCGGGCGGGUGUAGGUGUCGGUGUCGGCGCCAUCGAUGGAGGUUGUCGCACCGCGGGGAGUGUAUUGGGAGGGGUCGGGUUUGAGGGUGUUGCUGGCGUAGGCGGCCAUACCGGUGCCGAAAGAUUUGGAGCGGGAUAUUUUGCGUCGGCCGGUGUGGGUGAAGGGUGGGGUUUUGUCCGGCCCUGCGGGGAGGUCGGUUGCGAAGCUGACUGUUGAUGCCAUGGUGGGAUGAUCCUUCACACAAUGGCUGAUGUCAGUCGGCGUUCGUUGAGUUUUUGGGGUGCGAGGUGCCUAGAAACAGCGG